Molecule: messenger RNA, 786 nt
Organism: Caenorhabditis bovis
Lineage: Eukaryota; Metazoa; Nematoda; Chromadorea; Rhabditida; Rhabditidae
Source: the annotation of a GenBank genome assembly
AUGUUGAAAGAGAGAAGAACUCAAGUUGCCAUAACGACAGGCGUCAUGCAAAGCUAUGCCGAUCUACUCCCGGAAAUUCUUUUUGAUAGGACCACAGAAAGACCAGUAAGAAUAUUGGAUAAUGUCCAAAUUUUUUCAAUCGUUAACAAGAUCAUCGAUCUCAUUACUGAAACAGUUGCUCAAGGAAGCCCGCAACAUUCAAAUCAAGAACUCAGCGAAUCUCGUCUCAGAAUAGUGUCUCAAUGUCUGAUUUGGAUAAACAAAAUAUAUAUGUUCUAUCAUUCCGAACGAAUAGAUCGAAACAAAACCAGUUGGAUUCGUGAUGUUAUAAAGGCGGUGAAUCCGAAAAAAAUGCCUAAAACUGAUGACAGCUGGGGUGUUCUUUUGUGUCGCUUCCGAAUAGGCAUCAGCUUGAUACAAUUUUGCGAUGAAAAUCAUGUCGCAAGAGUGUUGACUCGAACCCAUAUGAAACUGAUCAACCGAAGUGGAUUCAAUGAGCAAUUCGCUAAAUUUGCUUGGUUCGCAAUUGAUCCGGUGAUGUCAAAAUUUAAUUUCUUUGCUAUCGACGCGCUUUAUUCGCUUCACACCAAAAUUCCAAUGGGAGAAACCAGCUAUGUCGAAAAGAUGAUUUAUGAUGAACUCGAUUCGGACGAUUCUGAGGCCCGCGAAAAAGCAAAAGAGAAGUUUUUGACAUUGAUUGAAAUGAAGCCACCCGGUGAAAUCCUGCGACCAUUUGCAGAUUGUUCAUUUCACACCUGCACUAAUGAUCUUGAUUUUCAUAUGUAG